AUGACGGUACAACAUGAGCGGGGACCCCGUAAACCCAAACUCCAUCCCCAACUGCAUCAACACCCUGGGGCCCAUCAUCAUCACCAUCAUGGCCAUCAUCAUUUGAAUGACUUGGCCCCACAUCAUGCAGCCUAUCAUCCACAUGCCGGCCACCUGCCCGUCUCCUUGGUCACCAAUGUAUCGGCUUCUUUCAAUUAUACCUCUCACAUAUCUACCCACCAUCCGGGAGGCUUCCAUCAUGCUGCUGCUGCCGCCGCAGCCGCCUCACAUCCCACCGCCUUUCAUCAUCCUGGUCAUCCAGGGACAAAUGCUGGCCAUGGUAUACCCCCUCCACCGCUACCCUUCCCACCACACCUCUUGCCGCACAUGCAUCACAAUCUUAUCGCCGAGGCCACCAGCAAGUUGCCCGGUUUGUCCACGGCAGCGGUUAGCUUGACUGCCAACACCACGAACACUAGCAGCAGUACCAGCCUGGAAUUCUACUCAAAGGCGACCAUGGUCCAUAAUUAUUCUUCACCAUCGCCCACAGCUUCGAUACAAUCGAUUUCAUCGGUGGGUGGUAGAUCUUCUUUGCGUUCCGAAUCGCCUCGGGUAAAUGUGGAGACUGAGACACCAUCGGCCACACCACCUCCCCUAUCGCCUGGUUAUCAUUCCCAAGGCCAACCAGAGCCUCUAUCGCCUGGGGAUGCAACAACAGCAACAAACCAUAGCAACAAUACAUCCGAUUCGCCCAUAACUUUAAAUAGUUUGCCGCAUAGUCUGGGCAGUAGCAGUGGCAACAGUGACAAUACCCACAACAACAACAAUUCUUCAUUUAACAAUCGCAAUUUAAGUUUACAGCAAAUGCAUUUGACACACAACAACAACAUUGGCCACUCAUCUCCAGCUUCUUCGCCCGGAUCCAAUUUACGUAGCAGCUCACCCAUACAUUUGACGGCAUUUACUCAAAUAAGGCCAGGUUCCAAUAACACCAAUGCAACAACGUCGACACCAGUAUCAGCAGCAGGAUCUCUUCCAAAUAACCUGCAUGCGGGUUUGGCUCCAUCUUCAGCGACAGCAACCGCUACCACCCCGCAACACCAUCACCACCAACAAGCCGCCGCCGCCUUGUAUGCUGCUCGCCAAAAUGGUUUCAUUGAAUUGCUUUUAAGUCCGGACAAAUGUCAGGAAAUCAUUCAAUAUCAAAUGCAUAAUUCCAUUCUGUUUCCACCCUUGCCACAGCAAUUAAUUGGCUUGGACUCACGACUGAUGUCGUGGGAAAUGUUGCAGGAGACCACGGCGAGGCUGUUGUUUAUGGCCGUGCGUUGGGUUAAGUGUUUGAUGCCGUUUCAAACAUUGUCAAGGGCGGAUCAGAUUUUACUAUUGCAGGAAUCCUGGAAAGAAUUGUUCCUUCUCAAUCUGGCUCAAUGGAUAACCCCGUUGGAUUUAAAUCCCAUUUUCGAAUCGGCAAUGAUUAAGGAACGUCUACCACAAGAUGAAACGACAGAUAUGGAAAUGAAAACUAUACAGGAGAUAUUGCUACGUUUCCGUCAAAUCGCUCCCGAUGGCAGUGAAGUUGGUUGCAUGAAGGCCAUUGCUCUCUUUAGUCCCGAAGUUCCUGGCCUGUGUGAUAUUCAACCCGUUGAAAUGUUACAAGAUCAGGCUCAAUGUAUUCUCUCCGAUCAUGUACGGUUGCGUUAUCCACGGCAAGCGACGCGAUUUGGCAGAUUAUUGUUACUCCUACCCUCAUUGCGUUCGAUUCGGGCCUGUACCAUUGAGAGUUUAUUUUUCAAGGAGACAAUUGGUAAUGUACCCAUUGCAAGGUUGCUGCGGGAUAUGUAUACCAUGGAACCGGCAACACCGGUGGUUCCGCCGACAUCUUUAAGGACAACGGGUUCCCCGGAGGCGACUAAUUCAACAGUGGAGCUACAGCAGCCUCCGCAACAUGGGAAAUAA
Messenger RNA from Musca vetustissima, 1935 nucleotides. RefSeq names its product protein dissatisfaction-like. The record is from RefSeq and is a predicted model, not a curated record. Gene Ontology annotation, biological process: anatomical structure development; regulation of transcription by RNA polymerase II; cell differentiation. Lineage: Eukaryota; Metazoa; Arthropoda; Insecta; Diptera; Muscidae. Gene Ontology annotation, molecular function: nuclear receptor activity; RNA polymerase II cis-regulatory region sequence-specific DNA binding. The transcript has 4 exons. The coding region runs from base 1 to 1935 and encodes 644 amino acids.